Molecule: messenger RNA, 2308 nt
Organism: Malaya genurostris
Lineage: Eukaryota; Metazoa; Arthropoda; Insecta; Diptera; Culicidae
Product: serine protease easter-like
Exons: 5
Coding region: 294-2267 (657 amino acids)
Biological process (GO): proteolysis
Molecular function (GO): serine-type endopeptidase activity
Source: RefSeq, a predicted model, not a curated record
CUUUGCACUGUGAGUCAUAGCCAUCUACGGUUAGCGGUUGCGAUUACGCUCCGAAAACUGCGAUUAGGCGCGGCGGUUCAAGUUCAUUACCAGCAACAGAGCCGUCGUCUCAGUAGGCGAUGAGGAGGACACCGCUAAUCAUGAAUUCCUGUUAAACAGGUUUUCGCGUCGCGGUGAUGGCGUCGACCGACCGAUCUUCAUCUGAAGUAAAUCGCCGAAAAAUGUCAGUCGAAGCUGCAUGAUUAACCCGCGAGGACGCAACUCGUGAUCAACGGCGAUCGUGUUGCAGACAGAUGGUAAACAACGGGAUUGUCCUAGUGUUGACGGCGGUGGUGGUGCUGCUUGCUGCUGGCGGAUGUUUAGCGCAAGAUGAUAAGUAUCAGUGUGGGAUUCCCCGAGUGAGAACACAGUUUCUGAUUGUCAGAGGCGAAGAUGCCCGACACGGCCACUGGCCUUGGCAUGUGGCACUUUGGGUCCGACAGAAGGACGGAACGGAGAAAUACGCCUGCGGUGGAACUUUGAUCAGUCAUAAAUUUGUCCUGACGGCGGCUCACUGUGUCCUGUCCGAGAAUCGUCAUCAGCUGCUGCGAAGUGCGAAGGACAUUACAAUCUGGGCGGGUGUGUUCAACAUACGAAACCCGGAACAGGACACCCGACAGGUCCGGUCGGUUGCUCGGAUUCAUAUCGAUGGUUAUACGAGGGACAAUUUACUGCAUGAUAUUGCCCUGUUGGAAUUGACGGAACCGGUGACGUAUUCUGCAUACGUUUUACCGGCUUGUUUGAACUCGAAACCAAAUCUACGGACGGAUAUCGGAUCGGUCGUGGGUUGGGGAGUUGCCGAUGACGAUAAGCCGUCACCGACUUUGAAGAAACUGUCCUUACCGGUGGUAGCCGAAUCGGAGUGUUUGAAAAGUGAUCCCCUAAUCUUUGGAGUUGCUCUGCAGAAGGAACUGUUUUGUGCUGGCUACGCCAACGGAUCGGCUCCGUGUAACGGAGAUAGCGGUGGUGGUCUGAUGCUUCAGCGAGGUGACGCCUGGUAUCUGGCAGGAAUUGUUUCUUUCACGAAAAUCCGUGGCAGUGGUUCCGACCUGUGCUUGGCCGAUUCGUACACGGCCUUCACCAAUGUCACUGCCUACUGGGAUUGGAUCGAGCGUGUUACCAACAUUGACUUCCGUGGGAAAUACAACGAGGAAAGAGACAUUCCCUGCACGACACCGAAGGGAGCCCCGGGAACUUGCGUUCCGCUUCAACAGUGUAUGAAUAUUUUCAACGUUAUUCGAGCUCCCUUGAUAGCUGAGGAGGAUGCCUAUCUGAUCAACCGUUCGGUUUGUACGAUCGCCGGUAUUCCACGGGCCGUCUGUUGCCGGAAAGAUCAAAUCGAGCCGGUUCCACUGCAUCCGAACGCCCUGUUACUUCCAAGUGACUGUGGUCGCUCAAAAGUUCGUACCUACCCAGGUCGGGGUCAAAGUACGUCGGUCUUCGAGUUCCCUUGGAUGGCCAUGGUGCGUUUCCAGAUGAAGAAGAACGGUGUGAUCCCAUUUUGUUUGGGAACUCUACUGAACACUCGCUACGUUCUAUCCGUGGCAGGUUGCAUGGCAAAACUGAAAACGGUUAAAGUAGAUCACGUCCGGUUGGGUGAACACACGGAAUCUACGGAUAUCGAUUGUAGUUUCGAUGCGCAAGGUCGACGAUUGUGUGCCGACUACGUGCUGGAUGUCAAGAUCGAGUCCAUCAUCGCACAUCCCCAGUUCGACGUUCCGAUGUACACGAAUGACCUCGCCAUCGUUCGUAUGGCCGUUGACAUCCAGUACACAGAUCACAUUCGUCCGGUUUGUCUACCAAUUAACUCACCGUAUCGGACCACGGUUCCCAAUGACCUACUGGUAACCGCCUGGGAUAUGGACAUAAUGGCGAAGAACAUCUACAAGGGUGAACUGCGGAGGUACCCGCACCGGAGGGUGGAUAUCGACACCUGCCAGAGAGGUCUUGAAUCCAUAGGAUUCGCACCGGCCCUCACCGAGGAUCGCAUGUGCCCUCUUCAGUUGGGACCGGAGUACAACUGUCAACGAAUGGCAGGUGCCCCGAUCGGAGCCUACGUGGACAUGGACGGCGAACGGUUCGUCCAGUUCGGGUUGUGGAAAUUUGCCCCACUCAACUGUACCGUCCGAGAGACGGUGCCCGGUUUGGCCAUGAACCUCAUCCGCUAUCUGGACUGGAUCUUGGACAACAUUAAACCAUCGGAUUCGAGUAUAAUUAAGAAUUCUUAACAAUAAGAUGUAAUUAGCAAUAUAUUAUAUUAAAAAUCUGA